This is a messenger RNA of Olea europaea var. sylvestris, 2059 nucleotides long. RefSeq names its product carotenoid 9,10(9',10')-cleavage dioxygenase 1-like. The record is from RefSeq and is a predicted model, not a curated record. Gene Ontology annotation, cellular component: chloroplast stroma. Gene Ontology annotation, biological process: carotene catabolic process. NCBI's taxonomy places the organism in Eukaryota, Viridiplantae, Streptophyta, Magnoliopsida, Lamiales, Oleaceae. The coding region runs from base 165 to 1793 and encodes 542 amino acids. The transcript is spliced from 15 exons. Gene Ontology annotation, molecular function: carotenoid dioxygenase activity.
UUUGGGUGGGUGAAAGUAUUUUCCCAUGUUUUAAGUGAGUAGAGUAUAUCAUCUUUCACAAGCUGCCAGAAUCAAACAGAGCGAUUGGUUUGGAAUAAAAGUAGAAAAUGAAGCUCAACGAAUAUUGGAGCUGAAUGACACAGCAGCAGCUGUAAGUUCCAGAGAUGAGGCAGAAAGAAGAAGAGAGGAAGGACGGCGGCGUUGUGGUGGUGAAACCGAAGCCAAGUAAAGGCAUUGCUUCCAAGGCCGUGGACUAUUUGGAAUGGGUUUUUGUGAAGCUAAUGCGUGGUCCCAAAAAGCCCCUUCAUUAUCUUUCUGGUAAUUUUGCUCCCGUUGAUGAAACUCCUCCUCUUCAGGACCUUCCUGUUAAAGGGCACCUCCCUGAGUGUUUGAAUGGUGAAUUUGUGAGGGUUGGUCCCAACCCAAAAUUUGCUCCGGUUGCUGGAUAUCAUUGGUUUGAUGGAGAUGGAAUGAUUCAUGGUAUGCGCAUAAAAGAUGGAAAAGCAACAUAUGUUUCUCGUUAUGUGAGGACAUCACGCAUUAAACAAGAAGAGUAUUAUGAUGGGGCUAAGUUUAUGAAGAUUGGAGAUCUGAGAGGGAUGUUUGGAUUAGUCAUGGUAAACAUGCAAAUGCUUAGAGAAAAACUCAAAGUAUUGGAUAUGUCCUAUGGACAUGGUACAGCUAAUACUGCUCUAGUAUAUCACCAUGGAAAGCUUUUGGCACUCCAUGAGGGAGAUAAACCAUAUGCAAUAAAAGUUCUAGAAGAUGGAGAUCUGCAAACCAUUGGCAUGCUGGACUACGAUAAAAGAUUGACACAUACAUUUACUGCUCAUCCUAAGGUUGACCCGUUCACCGGGGAAAUGUUUACAUUUGGCUAUUCACAAACGCCACCAUAUCUCACAUACAGAGUUAUAUCAAAGGAUGGGCUAAUGCAUGAUCCAGUACCAAUAACAAUAUCCGGCCCUGUAAUGAUGCAUGAUUUUGCCAUUACUGAAAAUUACGCAAUUUUUAUGGAUCUCCCUUUAUAUUUCAGGCCAAAGGAGAUGGUAAAGGAAAAGAAGUUAAUAUAUUCUUUCGAUGGCACAAAAAAAGCUCGUUUUGGUAUCCUUCCACGAUAUGCAAAGAAUGAGCUACUAAUCACAUGGUUUGAGCUUCCAAAUUGCUUCAUAUUCCACAAUGCUAAUGCUUGGGAAGAAGGAGAUGAAGUUGUCCUCAUCAGUUGUCGUCUUGAGAAUCCAGAUCUUGACAUGGUUAAUAGCAGUGUAAAAGAAAGGCUCGAGAAUCUCACCAAUGAACUGUAUGAGAUGAGGUUCAACUUGAAAAAUGGACUAGCUUUGCAGAAAAAAUUAUCUGCUCCAGCUGUAGAUUUUCCGAGGGUGAAUGAAAACUUCACUGGCAGGAAACAGCAGUAUGUAUAUGGAACAAUACUAGAUACUAUUGCUAGGGUAAGUGGGAUUAUCAAAUUUGAUUUACACAAGGAAAUGGAGAUUGGAAAAUCAAAGCUUGAAGUAGGAGGAAAUGUUGAAGGUAUUUUUUAUUUGGGACCUGGAAGAUUUGGUUCAGAAGCCAUCUUUAUUCCUCGGCAGCCUAGUACCACUUCUGAAGAAGAUGAUGGCUACUUGAUAUUCUUCGCACAUGAUGAGAACACUGGAAAGUCAGCGGUUAAUGUAAUUGAUGCAAAAACGAUGUCACCUGAUCCCGUUGCUGUUGUUGAACUGCCCAAGAGAGUUCCGUAUGGAUUUCACGCAUUCUUUGUGACAGAGGAACAACUUCAAGAACAGGCAAAGCUUUGAUAAUUGAAAGGCGGGUAUGAUGAUCACAAGUGCUACCAAUAUAUGAAUUUAUGUGAUAUGUAGUAUCACUUUUACAGUCAAAAAGGAAAAGAGAAGGAAAGAAAGAUGUAUAGUGUACCUUCUAAUAGCAUUUUAUAUUUUCUAGUGGAAAUCAUAUUGAUUCAUGUUUAAAUUUUCUUCUCUCUUAUUUAUUUCUUAAGAUUCAUUUGAACUUAUUUUUCAUUACUGCAUUUAAUUUGUACAACUAGUUUCUUUUGAACUUUGCA